AUGUCGCUCACAACGUCGCUCCUCGAGCCUCCGUGUCCUAAAACAAAAAGUAGCAUAAUUGACGCGUUCUGGAAACCGUCCAGCAUCCCAGGCCCCCUUGUUAAUCCAAACAUCUCCGACGUGUACUGGAAAUUCUACCACAAAGAAUGUGAACGCGCGCUGCACGAUGGAGGCAGGCACGUCCUGGCCCGCACCCACCAAGACCUCGUCGACAUUGCCACACUCAUCCACGAGCAGCAAUCGCGCGAACACAUACGCCAGAAACUGCGCCAAAAACUGACCAGGACCCACGACAACGAAGAUGAGCUCGUGAACCGCGCGAUUGAUCUUACAGCAACCCUGCUGCUCAUGGUAGACUGCACGAACGUUGAAUACGGCUUCAGUGGGAACCAGCAACUCGAAUGGAAAACCGAUUCUCUGACGCAAUGUCUCGAGACCUAUUUCGGCACCAAGCCGGAACUCGGGCAUGAGGGCGUCAAGCUGCCGCGCAUCUUCAACGUGGGGAACCUCGACCGCAUCGCCGGCAUCGAGAUCGUGCCUACCGCGAACCUGCUUGACCAUCUGCGCCUCGUCGAUGACGAUACGCAGCUCUAUGUGUUCCACCACGCGGCGUUUCUCAAGAGGCAGGCAAACAGCGCACUGCUGCCGACAGGCCUGGUCGAGGAGACGCAGCGCACGCUCGCUCUACUGUUUCCACAAUCAGAUCCGAUGGUUCGGAAGUGGCAUCGCCAGCUAUCCGCAGAGUCUUGUGUCGACGACCAGUUGAUGUUUUGUGGGCAUUUGAAGACAGAUGAUCGGCAGAUUGAGAAGUUUGUGUUUUGGCACGACCGGUUGGUGGUGCUGAAACAGGUUUUCGAUGAGGCGACGCCGCGGAACUUAUCGCAGUGGUGGUAUGAUCGACGGAAUGGAGUGCAGUGGUAUACCUUCUGGGUUGCCAUAGUAGUAUUGACACUGACAUUGCUUUUUGGGUUCAUUCAGAGCGUCGAGGGGGCGCUGCAGGUUUACGCUUCAUUCAAGGGCGACAAGUGA
This is a messenger RNA of Boeremia exigua, 1029 nucleotides long. RefSeq lists its product as uncharacterized. The coding region runs from base 1 to 1029 and encodes 342 amino acids. NCBI's taxonomy places the organism in Eukaryota, Fungi, Ascomycota, Dothideomycetes, Pleosporales, Didymellaceae. The transcript has 2 exons. The record is from RefSeq and is a predicted model, not a curated record.